AUGGACAAAAAAAGUAAAAAGAAAACAGUGAUUAAGAGAAAAAGUGAUGAACCGGUGGAAAGUGAAAAAAAACAAAAGAUGGUGAACCGCGUGAAAAAUGAAGAGGAAAAAGAUAAAGUCGAUGUGCAGGUGAACCAAGUAGUGGAGGUUCCAAUAGAACAGGGGCAGCAGAUCGUCCAUACAGGGCAGCUGGUUGAAGGGAACUUCGAGCAGCCAGUUUUUGUUAACGUGAAGGGAGAACCUGUACAGCUAGGACCUAACACAGUGAUCCUGUAUGAACAAAGUGGAAACCCCUCGAACUUUGCGUUCGGGGGGAUGUGGACCAUGGAUUCUUCUGGGAGAAUUGUGAUGGCGGAAACUAUAUAUGAUGUAAAAGGUGACCCAGAAGAGGAAGGCAGCACUUUCGUUCAAAACACAACAGAAGUAAAUAAUCAAACUGUGGAGGAGACAAGCAAUACAUAUCAACAGUUUGAAAUCAGUAACAAUGCACAGGAAGGUCAAGAGUAUGAAGUAGCGAUCAUAGAAAACCCAGGAGACACGAAUGAAAGGGCAGAGGCACAAGUAAUAUUAACAGAGGCUCAGUUAGAAGCGACGGGUGCAGCCACUGUGCGUUGGUUACAUCAGAAAUGUGAUUAUGUUGUGAGAAAGUUACAGCUUAAUUACGAUGCCGGUGUAAAACUCCUUCACUCCCAGUCUGGAUGUAUACAGUGUGUAUAUCUGACAACACCCAGUAUGCAACUCGCUUUCAAUGCAGUACCACAGUUUCUCUGCAUAGAGACUGGCAUAGAAUUUAACAGCCCAAUCCCAACAGUGGGCAACUCUUCCAACAGCAUUAGUGUCAAGUACAAUGUCACGUUAUUCUUGGCAGAGGAUGGCAAUGGAAAAUCUGUUAUAAUUAGUGCAGGUAUAUCAACGUUAAUCGGAGAGGAUUUGACGUGGUUGUUGGAAACGUUCAAGUCGUGCAAUCCCGCGUGGCGACAGGUGCGCUGCGUUGUGUGCGAUCCCACUAAAUGUCAGGAGGAGGUGCGCACCGCCUUCCCUACGGCGCAUGUAUCCUGCUCGGUGUGGCAGGCCGCGCGCGCCGCCGCCCGCCUGGCCACGGAGGCCGGCGCCCUGGGGGCCUCCGGGGGCCCGGGCGGCGCGGGGGGCGUGGGGGGCGCGGGGGGCCCCGCGGCCGCCGACGUCGCCGCGCGCUGCAAGACCUACGCGCUGGCUUUGCUGAGGGGUGAUCAUACUCCUGCGCAGUUACAGGUAUUAAAGCGCAGCAUAAUAGGCACAGGCGCGGGCACGCUGCGGCUGUGGGAGCUGCUCACGCGCAGCGGCGGCGCCGUCGCGCGCCUCGACCAAUGGCUCGAGCCCGACAACUACACCAACAUACUGCACAAGGGUCUGGAGCGUCUAGUGGCUAAGUUUCAAAGUAUAGUUCGGAGUCAGAUGCAACCGGACGAGUUCGUGUCGUUGUUCUUCAAUGUGGCCAACCAGCUGGAGGACGAGCGACGCGCCUUCGCCAUCAGCAGGCUGAGGGACACUGAAACCCUAAAACAGUCUCCAACUGAUACAAUAACACAAUAUGCCUACAAUCUGAUGAAUCACCAGACUAAGUUGGCGCAGAAGUGCUUGGAUGAUAGAAUUGGCAGAAGACAUAGCAGCGCCGCCAUCUGCAAGUACGGCACCUCGACGCAGGAGUGCUCGUGUCUCUUCAGCAAAGUGUUCCGGCUGCCCUGCAGGCACAUCCUCAUGCUCACCACCGAGCUGAAGGUGAAAACCCACAUACCGUUCGAGCCUCGUUGGACGGUUCAGCACUGUUUAUUCGGUUGUGAAAACGCGAGCAACGCCACGGGAAAUAAUACAGGCACGACAGGCGCAACGUUCAUGGAGCAGGUGGUGGUGGAGACGGACGGACGGCAGACAUUACAGCAACCGCAGCAAAUACACCAGGUGGGUGGUGUGCGGCAACAGCAGUACGUGCUGACCACGCCCGGGCAGCCCGCCACGCCCGUCUCGCAGGUGAUAUUCUGUGGGGGAGGAGUGGGGGGAGUGGGCACGGUGGGGGGAGUUGGGGGUUCGGCACCAGUCAUCACGUCGGUGCUACCCCCCGGCGGGGCGGUGCUCACCCCGCACCAUGCGUUACACCAU
This is a messenger RNA of Brenthis ino (lesser marbled fritillary), 2136 nucleotides long. The record is from the annotation of a GenBank genome assembly. Lineage: Eukaryota; Metazoa; Arthropoda; Insecta; Lepidoptera; Nymphalidae.